AUGAAGAUUCUGGCUGUUUCCGCACUCGUUUGCGCCUUGAUGGCUCUCACCAGAGCUGCCGCUCUUCCAGAGGCAGAGGCGAAGGACCAAAUAGUUAAGAGUCACCUGGUCAAAAGGUCCAAAUCUUGUCCUGCUGGUUGGACUGAGUUCAACGGUCACUGUUUCCAUUACGAUCCACGAAACAUGAAUUGGGCGAAAGCUGAGAGAAGCUGCCAGUCCAUGAAUGCGAACCUCGCAUCCGUACAUAACAUACACGACUACCAUGAGAUUCAGAAGCUGAUAUUGAGAGUCAGUUAUGAGUUCACGCCAGCUUGGAUUGGAGGUUCUGAUGCACAAGUGGAGGGUGUUUGGCUGUGGAGCGACGGUUCACAUUUCACUUAUCAGAACUGGUGCUCUGGACAGCCUGACAAUGAUUUUGGGCAGCACUGUUUGCUGAUAAACUAUGGAGAAAAAAAGUGCUGGGAUGAUGAUAGGUGUAACAGUCCACGUCCGUUCGUCUGUGCCAAGAAAAUCUGA
This is a messenger RNA of Scomber scombrus (Atlantic mackerel), 516 nucleotides long. RefSeq names its product type-2 ice-structuring protein-like. The transcript has 6 exons. Bases 1 to 516 code for a protein of 171 amino acids. Lineage: Eukaryota; Metazoa; Chordata; Actinopteri; Scombriformes; Scombridae. The record is from RefSeq and is a predicted model, not a curated record. Gene Ontology annotation, molecular function: signaling receptor activity.